CCUGAAUAUUUCUCAUUUCUUAGUCAACCCCCCCCCCUUCUUUCCUUUGCCUAUAAUUUUUUAUACAAUAAAAAAAAAGGCAGCGUACUUACUUAUAAAAACGAAUGGAUACACAGCUUGAUCUUAUUGAAAAGACACAACCAAAAAGAGUCUUAUCAUCGAUAGAAAAUAGGAGUGAAAUGUUUGAAGAACAAAGAUUGAAUAGUGAAGAUUUAAAGUCUCAAGUUAAUAAUAUCCGACCUAUUUCCAUGGAUGUGCAUGGGACGAAACGAUACUCCAUCCCACAAAAUUACAAGGAUAGCUUUUAUGCGAUUCAUCACAUUCAUUCCCCCAAUCCUACUACAGCCGUGCCAAUGACUACAAUAGUCAGCAGUCCGGAAAAUACAGAACCCUUACCGAAAAAGAAGUCUAUUUCUACUGCUACCACCACUACUACCACCACCACCAUGCGUGGUCGUAAACGCCAGGACCUUACAAAGUCAACUGAUCGUAAACGCUCACGCCAGCACACCACCACCGCUAAUAAAGCCCGUAAAUCCAGUCUUGGAGAUCUAAUCUCACCCACACUUUAUAAAACCUGUGUGGGUCUUUGGCCCAAAGAACAACAUUCUUUAGGGGAUCUUGGGUACGAUCAUAUCAAGGCACUCAGUAAUUUACUCAAAGUUAGACUCUGUCAAGCAAAGUUCAAGAUGAUGGCUAAAUUAGAUGGUGAUAAUGAAUUGUUUACGUUUUUAGCAGAGGAAUAUGCUACACCUAAGCAUCAAUCGACCCCCUCCAUUCAGUUCUCUGGAAAGAAACAGAACAAGUCCAUGGCUGUAGUGGUUGGUAACGGAAAGAAUUUGUUUAGAAGAAAUAACAAUUGCAAUCCAUUGGAUGUUUUGGCACCUUCCACAGAAGAAGCAACAGCUACUACACCAACAGGAACAGGAAGCGGCGCAGCAAAGACAUCAAAAGCAGCAAUAAUUCCACCAGCAACCUCAGAAGCAACAGGAGGAGCAGGUGGAGGAGAAAAGCCCAAGAAGAGAAAGGUGGGCCGCCCAAUUACAACUAAUGUCAAGGCAAAACGAUCCAAAAAGAAAUCGGCAACUUCUGAUAUCGUGCCCGUAACAUUAUCGGAUGGUACAUCCGUUUAUGUAUGUGAACCAUGCCACAAGAAAUACAAGAAUCGAAACGGAUUAGCUUAUCAUUUACAACGCUGUAAGAACAGCAGCAGUAACAAGGAUGAGGAGGAUAAAUCCGAAAGCAUCAUCAAUUGCAUAUGUUCACAAAACACGGAUGAACACGGCACAAUGGUACAAUGUGAUAAAUGUCGGAUAUGGCUUCAUUCAGAAUGUGUAGGGCUUACAGAAGAAGCGCUUGAUGAUUCUUUCCAUUGUACUAACUGUAAAGAGCGAAUCGAGAAAGAUCUACUGCAGACAUUGAUUGAUACUCAAACAACAAGUGAUCGUGAAGAACAAAGCAUCUCAUCCCAAGAUCAAAUCAGCCAUCAUUUACAAGAACUUUUCCGGACACCCAAAGAGGAUGAAGAAGAUGAUUUGAUGCAUGCUCCCUUAGAGUAUCAAGAUGACUGUUCUGAAGCUGGCGUGCCUAGUUCAACUCAGUUACAUGUUUGGGACGACUUCAGUUUCUCUUCCACCUUGGAAAAAUCCAAUAAUGAAGCAUGGAAUGUGUUGGAAGAGGAUUAUGAAAAUGACGUACCUAGUUCAUCUUGGACAAUGAAUGAAAUUGGCCUCUUUAAUCAACCCCCUUCUCUUUUAUUUUCGGACAUGAGUAGUGCAUUGGAAGAGGAAACCACUACACCCCUCUUGAGUGAUUUAGCUACUCCUUUACCCGUCACUGAAACUACACCUGUGCCUGUCGCUACUCCCACUUCUGUAACAGAUACACGUGAAGCUACCACUCCAGCACCUUUGCAUACAGCAGAUGGACUCUGGUUUCAAUUUGCUAACUUUGACGACGAUUACCAAUGCGAGACAUAGUUGUCCUUUUUUUUUUUCUAAAGAAGAAAAAAUAAAACAGUUUAUUAUUUUUAUUGGAAU
Messenger RNA from Mucor mucedo, 2039 nucleotides. RefSeq lists its product as uncharacterized. The transcript has 3 exons. Bases 105 to 1979 code for a protein of 624 amino acids. Lineage: Eukaryota; Fungi; Mucoromycota; Mucoromycetes; Mucorales; Mucoraceae. The record is from RefSeq and is a predicted model, not a curated record.